UGAAAUAUGAGGGAAAACCUUUAUUAAACAUGUGAAAUCAAGCAGUAUAAACUCAUUCCAGUGUGGAUCAGUGCAGGUGGAACACAGAAGCAAAAGUCCUGUUUCUGUGGGAACCAGCUGAUAGCAAGUAGACUUUGCCCUGAAGGAAACUGAAGCUACAGGAAGAGCAGCCGAGCGUGGUCUCAGUCGUCACAGCAGAGUUUUGUGUCUGAUAAAAUUUGCUGACUUUUGGGCAAAUGGACCACACUUAUGACAACAGAAACGGUGGAUAUCCUCAACCCCCUCCGUACAGCCCCGGGGACCAUGGACAGAGUUCGUAUACUGGGAUGAGCUAUGACGUGGAGAAGGGCAGCGUUGCAGUGGUCUCCCCUCCUGGAACCUAUGAUAACAUGGUCCAUCCUGUGGGCCCGGGAGCAGGUGGAGACAACCAGCAAUGUGACCAAUCUCCACCCGUCUACUCUCCCGGCUUAGAGGAUAGCGCCUUCAGUGACGCUGCCAUACGGAGAGGUUUUAUAAGGAAAGUCUACUUGACCUUGAUGAUUCAGCUGCUAGUGACUGUGGGGAUCAUCUGCGCUUUUCUUUACUGGGACACACUUAGGAAAUGGGCAUGGAACAACUACUGGUUCACCUACACCAUGAUGGCGGUGGUACUCGUCCUCAUUGUGGCCCUGUCAUGCUGUGACAGUCUCCGGCGUCGAGUCCCCCUCAAUUUUAUUGCCCUGGGCCUGUUUACUGUUGCAGAGGGCCUGAUGCUUGCAUCUGUGGCGGCGUAUUUUAAUGCUGAAGCAGUCAUGUGGGCUGUUGGGGCAACAGCAUUUGUGUCCCUUUCCCUGAGCCUGUUCGCCAUGCAGUCAAAGUGGGACUUCACCACAGCAAGUGGGUGCCUGUGGGUGCUUAUCUGGACCCUCUUUUCAUUCGCCCUCCUCUGUGCAAUCCUCCGAUCACAGUAUGUUUACAUCGUAUAUGCCUGCCUGGGAACACUGCUGUUUUCUUUAUACUUGGUGUUUGACACUCAGAUGAUCCUGGGUGGAAAACACAGGAAGUAUCAAGUCUCUCCCGAGGAGUACAUCUUUGCUGCGCUCAACCUCUAUUUGGACGUCGUCACCCUGUUCCUCUUCUUGCUGCAGCUCAUCGGCCUCUGCCGCUGACACUUAAACUCCAUGGCAGGAUUUCCCCUUAAGAUACUCUUCUUGCACACAUGCAAUCAAUUCGUUGAGUUUGGUAAACACAGACAGCCAGUCUCCCAGACAUGGCUUAAGCCCCCCAAAGCAAAAACACUGAAGAUCUCCACAGAAAAACUUUUUUUGGUCCAAGUCUAGGCUUAAGCCAUGUCUGGGAAACUGAGCCCAUGAUUCAUAUUGAAUACGUCUCCAGACAUCUGUCAGUAUAUUCAAGUUUGCCUAUGAUUGUCAUGUGUUACGCACUGCAGUCUGCUUUAUGGAUGUUUACUUGUUUAUUUUUUUUUCCUUUAGGAGUUCAGAUUUACAUACUGCCCUGUUGCAAUUCUUACAUAGAACUACAUAUACUGAAUAUUUGUUUCUAAAAAUUACUCUUUAACUCACAAACUAGUCACUUAGGUACUUGUUAAAUCAAAGAUUAUAUAAAAGUGUUUAAUUUUGAAUGAAAACCCAAUAAAAGAAUUGGUCAGUGUUAUGAAAA
Maylandia zebra (zebra mbuna) is the source of this 1659-nucleotide messenger RNA. RefSeq names its product protein lifeguard 1. NCBI's taxonomy places the organism in Eukaryota, Metazoa, Chordata, Actinopteri, Cichliformes, Cichlidae. Gene Ontology annotation, cellular component: membrane. The record is from RefSeq and is a predicted model, not a curated record.